Messenger RNA from Fukomys damarensis (Damara mole-rat), 759 nucleotides. Its product is annotated as olfactory receptor 15-like. NCBI's taxonomy places the organism in Eukaryota, Metazoa, Chordata, Mammalia, Rodentia, Bathyergidae. The record is from RefSeq and is a predicted model, not a curated record. The transcript has 2 exons. Gene Ontology annotation, biological process: G protein-coupled receptor signaling pathway. Gene Ontology annotation, molecular function: olfactory receptor activity; G protein-coupled receptor activity. Gene Ontology annotation, cellular component: membrane. Bases 1 to 759 code for a protein of 252 amino acids.
AUGUUUUAUAGAGGUGAAGUAGAAAGACUGAUGAAGCUUCAGAAAGGGCUGCUGCUGAACCUGUGGGGCCCAGACAAGUCCAUCAGUUAUGGCGGCUGUGUGACCCAGUUCUACAUAUUUCAUUUCCUGGGGGCCACGGAGUGCAUACUCCUGGCUGUGAUGUCCCUGGAUCGUUACAUUGCCAUCUGCAAGCCCCUGAGGUACCCUGCUACCAUGCACCAGCACCUCUGCAUUCUCCUAGUGGCCAUGGCAUGGCUCAGUGGUUUGGCAAACUCCUUGCUGCAGUCAUCCCUCACUGUCCAGCUGCCACUCUGUGGUAAAAACAAGGUGGACAACUUCCUUUGUGAGGUCCCUGUGAUGAUCAAGAUGUCCUGUGCAGACACUACGUUCAAUGUGGCUAUGCUCUCCAUCGUUGGGACAUUCUAUUCCUUGGUUCCUCUGUCACUUAUCCUUGUUUCCUAUGGGUUCAUUUUAGCUUCUGUGCUUAGCAUUCAGUCCUCAGAGGGGAAGAAGAAGGCCUUUAAUACAUGUGGUGCCCAUGUCUUGGUUGUAUCUCUCUUCUAUGGGCCAGUAAUUAGCAUGUAUGUACAGCCCUCCUCCACUAACUCCCAAGAUAAGGACAAAAUCAUGACCCUAUUCUACAGUUUGGUGACUCCCAUGCUUAAUCCUUUUAUCUACACUUUGAGAAACUCGGACAUGAAAGGAGCGAUGAAGAGGCUUCUCAUGGUACUACACCAGCAGAGAACAGAACAAAGGUAA